AUGUCACGUCUAAAUGGCACCAGCCUAACACCACUUUCAUUCAUCCUAAAUGGCAUCCCCGGUCUGGAAGAGGUCCAUCUGUGGAUCUCCUUUCCCCUGAGUACCAUGUACUGCAUUGCUCUCACAGGGAACUUCGGCCUUAUGUAUCUCAUCUAUUCAGAAGAGGCCUUGCACAGACCCAUGUACAUCUUCCUAGCCCUCCUUUCCUUCACCGACGUGCUCAUGUGCACCAGCACUCUUCCCAACACUCUCUGCAUAUUGUGGUUCAACCUGAAGGAGAUUGAUUUUAAGGCCUGCCUGGCCCAGAUGUUCUUUGUGCACACCUUCACAGGGAUGGAGUCCGGGGUGCUCAUGCUCAUGGCCCUGGACCGCUACGUGGCCAUCUGCUACCCCCUGCGCUAUGCCACCAUCCUCACCAACGCAGUCAUUGCCAAAGCUGGGCUCCUCACUUUUCUUCGGGGUGUCCUGCUUGUCAUCCCCUUCACGUUCCUCACCAAGCGCCUGCCAUACUGCAGGGGUAAUAUAAUCCCCCACACCUACUGUGACCACAUGUCUGUCGCCAAGAUAUCCUGUGGGAAUGUUCGGGUCAACGCCAUCUAUGGCUUGAUGGUGGCCCUCCUGAUUGGGGGUUUUGACAUCCUGUGCAUCACAGGCUCCUACACCAUGAUUCUUCGGGCAGUUGUGAGUCUGUCCUCAGCAGACGCUCGACAGAAGGCCUUCAGCACCUGCACAGCCCACAUCUGUGCCAUCGUGAUCACCUACGUCCCAGCUUUCUUCACCUUUUUCACACACCGCUUCGGGGGACACACCAUUCCUCCACACAUACACAUCAUCAUGGCCAAUCUCUACCUGCUCACGCCUCCCACCAUGAACCCUAUUGUGUACGGGGUGAAAACCAAGCAGAUACGAGAUAGCGUUAUUAGGCUCUUGUUUAAAGGAAAGGAUAAGUCUGCUAAUAAAAUUUCCAAAUAG
This is a messenger RNA of Dipodomys spectabilis (banner-tailed kangaroo rat), 972 nucleotides long. RefSeq names its product olfactory receptor 52N1. NCBI's taxonomy places the organism in Eukaryota, Metazoa, Chordata, Mammalia, Rodentia, Heteromyidae. The record is from RefSeq and is a predicted model, not a curated record. Gene Ontology annotation, biological process: G protein-coupled receptor signaling pathway. Gene Ontology annotation, molecular function: olfactory receptor activity; G protein-coupled receptor activity. The transcript has a single exon. Gene Ontology annotation, cellular component: membrane. The coding region runs from base 1 to 972 and encodes 323 amino acids.